Babjeviella inositovora NRRL Y-12698 is the source of this 1794-nucleotide messenger RNA. RefSeq lists its product as uncharacterized. NCBI's taxonomy places the organism in Eukaryota, Fungi, Ascomycota, Pichiomycetes, Serinales. The transcript has a single exon. The record is from RefSeq and is a predicted model, not a curated record. Bases 259 to 1452 code for a protein of 397 amino acids.
GCCAUAAUAUUUGGGUGGGGGUUUUGUUGGAAAUCGCGCUUUUAUUCGCGCGCUCACAAACCCACGCGCUGUUUUGGGGCAAGAGUAAACAAACAUAGCGCGAAAACUGUACACACGAAAAAUUUGGCUGCGAGGGAUGGCUGACCGAGCAGGCUACACAUAAACACACCAGGCAACGUAACAUACAUCCCUUAAUCAGCGAUUUUUAUUCCUCCCCUAACUCCCCAAGGAUCAUCCCUCAUUCAUAAUUUGCAUAGCAUGAACGUCACUGGCUCCAGACCUGCUUUGACCCCGAUCAAGCAGUCGAACCUCAACAUCCAAGCGUCACCGUUCCGCAAGCUCACACCGGGAAAGCCCAAUGAUCCCCAGCUUAGUACGCCCUUCUGUGGAGUCAAGACUUUGGGUUCCAAGGAGAGAGCCGCCAAGUUAAAGGCCCGCUUGCAAAAGGCCUUGAUCCGGCUCCAAGAUAAGGAUGCCAAAGCGGCGUCUCCAGAGACCCUCCAUGGGCCCGCUUUGUCCACUUUCACCACCAAUGGAGCCCCCGUGCACUUAACCCCGCUCGUAAAACGGGCUAUAGACGGCGAAUUGAUGGCUCUCGCGUCCUCCACACCAUUGCCACCGUCCGGGCUCUUCACCAAACAGCUCUCGGCAGCCAAGCGUUCAGUUAGCUUCCUCGACGAGCCGCUUCUGAACAGCGCGGAGACGGUCCAGCGUGCACAGCGCAUCUCGUCAGGCGGUGCGGGUGGUGCAUACGAGCGCCUCUCUACAUACUUGAAGUUGAAGCCGCUGUUAAGACCGGCGCACGCACUUGGCAGCAAGCCGCGGGCGCAGAUCAGCCAGGAGUACUUCCUCGCAGCAGCGCAGGCAGGCGACAUAACCGCGCAGCCGCGCAGAGCCUCGAAAAAGGCGCUCAAUCGUAUCUACAAGAAGGCAUCUCCGUAUCAUGUGCCUGCACAAAAGAUGCAUUCGUUGGCGACGCCGGCGACGUCAACACCGGAGAACAAAGACUUGCCGCGGCUUCAGUUGCCGUCCUUUGCGGAGAUUACACAGCGGUUCGAGAGCAACCUCCAGUACGCGUCAAAGGCCGCCAACAAUCAGCUCCCAACGCCUUUGGCCGAGAAAACCUCGCUCCCAAGUCUCUCCGCACAGUUUGGUAGCGACUUUACUCUCAACAACCCCAUGGUCAUGUCCAAAUUGGGCGCCGCCCGCCUCCCGCAGUUCCUGGAAACUGCCAAGGGUGUGGCGUUGCCGCCGUUGUUAGGCGCGGAAAGGGCCCUGUACGCGCAGUACCAGAUGAUUACGCCCGUCAAGAAGCGUUCUCCAUGCCGCGAACGCGGCAGCGACGAUACGAUUGGCGAGAGCAUGAUUUUGUCGAGUCCCACGCGCCUUUUGACCACUCCCUCCUCUAUGGGUGCUGCCAGGUCUUUGUUACAGCUUGCAUUCCCACGGUAAUCCCCACACAUUUUAUAAUUCGUCUUUAGACUCUGCAUCCAUGACCAGUUCAUGUUCAUAGUACACUGGUUUCACGCCAAAUUUUCGGCCUGGCGAUGCUUGCAUCUCUACUACUCGUACUUUGUUUCCAGUUUAAUUCAUAAUAUCCAUACUAAAAGAAUAGUCGGAUAUUGAAAACUGGCUUCCGUUGCUUAAACGCUCAGUACGAAAUCUGUGGCUAGUUUGAUGCCAACACUAAUUCAAUAUUUGUUCUAUCUUCAACCGUAUGCCACUGCACUUUGGCAUACAAUUAUAAGCUGGUACUAAUUGAGCGCUUUCCUACUCAAUUGAUUGCUAUUCUGA